ACUCCGCGAAGUGCCCUAGCCCAUCAGUGAGAACCGCGCGAUCAAAAGAAGUGUCGAUGAACGUGUUCGUACUAUUAGCCGCCCUCGUCGCCUGCGCCGGAGCUCAUCCUGGGGGUCAUCAUCAUGCUGCAUUCUUCCUGAAGCAAGGCCCUCCCGUAUUCAAAACCGCCCCGCCCCCAGCGAUCCCGCUGAAGGGCGCCCACGAGAACAUCGUCCUCAGCGCAGAGCUCUACCCGGCACACGAUCAUCCGCUGCCGGCAGCACCGAAAAUGCAUGGGCAAACUUUCAUCAUUCUGAAACAAGGUCAUCCCGCGGAAACUCAUGGAGGAGCGAUUUACGGAAAUCAAAUCAUGACUCAUGGAAGCGUCGGUGGGGGUAUCGGUAAAGCCCACGCCGUCGCCGGACCCAGCUACUUGGUCUCCACCGUACAUCACGUUCAGAAAGUUUCCCAAGGAGGGAAAUAUCUUGGAAGCAUCGAUGGUCACGCUCAUGAUGCGUGGCCUUCCGCCGGCGGGCUGGAUGGGAAAAUUCUGGUGAAGGGCGGACCAAUCCCCGCCGGCCACGGAGGAGGAUGGUGAUUCGUGUCCAAAGUCUCUGCUGAUUCUACCGGUCAAGGUUCCGGAUCAAUCAGCGACGGGAGAGGCUCCAUACCAAAGCGGGUCGUCAGUCGUGACUCUCGGUUCUGGCUGGUCCAGUUCCGGUUAUGCUUAUCCUUCCAAUGUCCAGAUGUCCUGACUGCGUUUCUGACUGUUUACUACCCAAGCUUUCGAGCUUACGCGGAUUUUGUGGAUGGAGCUUGCGGGUGUCAUCUCUCUGCCUCCGCCGGAUUGUACUCCCUCCUUUCAAUAAAGCCAUA
This is a messenger RNA of Galendromus occidentalis (western predatory mite), 856 nucleotides long. RefSeq lists its product as uncharacterized. NCBI's taxonomy places the organism in Eukaryota, Metazoa, Arthropoda, Arachnida, Mesostigmata, Phytoseiidae. The record is from RefSeq and is a predicted model, not a curated record. The transcript is spliced from 3 exons. Bases 57 to 578 code for a protein of 173 amino acids.